Molecule: messenger RNA, 4459 nt
Organism: Andrographis paniculata
Lineage: Eukaryota; Viridiplantae; Streptophyta; Magnoliopsida; Lamiales; Acanthaceae
Product: ABC transporter B family member 11-like
Exons: 12
Coding region: 552-4268 (1238 amino acids)
Biological process (GO): transmembrane transport
Cellular component (GO): membrane
Molecular function (GO): ATP binding; ABC-type transporter activity; ATP hydrolysis activity
Source: RefSeq, a predicted model, not a curated record
AACACAUUCAUUGUCGUUCACGUGCAAAAUUCAUAAGUCGCGUAUAUGCACCCAUUCGUUGUUGUUCACGUACAAAAUUCGUAAGUGGCGUAUAUCUAUCAUGUACAUGAGAGGGCGUGGUGGCUGACACUCCUAAUAUAUAAAUAAAUAGACGAUGUGUAUCCCUUUAAACUUAAAUUUUUAGGUGUGACAGUCAUUUAACAUUGUUUAACAAGUGCUACAUCUCUUUUAAAAUCAUUUAUACAAUACAAUGAUUAGAAGGAAAUACUGCUGCUAUAUAUGUCGUCUACUCUAAUUAGCUUCUGAGCUCUAACCAUAUACAAUCUCAGUAUCUUAAGUUAUGCUGUCUGAAUUUGAUUUUGAAGUAUUGUCUUGUCUGGAUUCUGCUGUCUUCUCAUAUUAUAUACAUAGAGAGAUUGAAGGAUCAUACAAUUCACAUGCUUAACUUACAAUAUUCGUAUUUCCCCGGAAGUUCUUGAACAAGAUAUAUCAUAUAUAUAGUAGUGUUGUAAUGCUGCUGCAGGAGCAAGUUUAAGCAAAUUAGGAUUGGGAUGGCCAAAACCAAAGAGAAGGAGCUGUUGCAGACUGUCCCUUUCCUCAAGCUCUUCUCCUUUUCUGAUUUUACAGACAAAGUUCUGAUGAGUGUCGGGAUGAUUGGCGCCGUUGGGAAUGGAUUAGCUCAGCCCUUAAUUUCCCUCCUCUUGGGGGAGGCAAUCGACGCUUUUGGUAGAUCAGCUCAAAGCCACCAAACUGUUUCAUAUGUUUCUAAGGUAUCACUUAAAGUUAUUUACUUAGCUCUGGGGUGUGGGGCAGCAGCAUCUCUCCAGGUGGCUUGCUGGAUGAUUACCGGGGAGAGGCAGGCUUCAAGAAUUCGAUGUCUUUAUCUAAAAGCUGUACUGCGGCAAGAGAUUGCUUACUUUGACCAGGAAGUGAGUGCCGGAGAAGUCGUUGGAAUGAUGUCUGCCGAUACUGUCCUUAUUCAUGAUGCCAUUGGGGAGAAGGUUGGAAAGCUUAUCCAAGUUCUUUCAUCUUUAGUAGGAGGCUUUGUCGUCGCCUUUGUAAAAGGAUGGCUUCUUACACUCGUCAUGUUGUCAUCAGUUCCUCUGCUUUUCUCGUGGGGAAGGAUCAUGCAUUUUUUCAGGGCAAGAAUAGCUUCUCGGUCCCAAAAAGCACAUUCUAAAGCAGCCAACGUCGUCCAACAAGUCAUUGGCGCUAUUCGAACUGUAGCUUCAUUUACUUUGGAGAAGCAAGCGGUGGCUAAAUACAAGAAGUUCCUCACCACCUCAUACAAAGCUGAUACAACUAUAGCCUUCAAUAUCGGGCUGGACUAUGGAUUCAACACCCUUUUCCUGUUUAGCAGUCACGGAUGCGGCAUCUUGUUCGGUGCAAGAAUGAUCUUGCACAAUGGCUACACAGGAGGAGAGGUUCUAACUAUACUCAUUGCCGUCGUAGCAGGUUCUAGCGUUUUGUCGCAAGCGACGCCUUGCUUGGCUGCAAUUGCUACUGCCCAAGCAGCGGCAUUCAAAAUCUUCGAGACAAUUAACCGGAGCCCAUCCAUCGAUGCAUACAGCUCAGAAGGGAUGUCAUUAAACGAGAUACGUGGCGAAAUUGAGCUAAGAAAUGUGUCUUUCUUCUAUCCAUCGAGGCCGGAAGAACAAAUAUUAGAUGACUUCUGUCUGUGCGUUCCUAGUGGUGCAACAGCUGCUUUGGUUGGGCAAACCGGAAGCGGGAAGUCUACCGUGAUUUCUUUGAUACAAAGAUUCUAUGAUCCACAGUUUGGUGAAGUUUUAAUCGAUGGGAUUAAUCUGAAAAAGUUCCAACUCAAGUGGAUUCGAUCAAAAAUAGGCAUUGUGAGCCAAGAGCCUAUGCUGUUCACUGCUACCAUUAUAGAAAAUAUUGCAUAUGGAAAGGAAGGAGCAACUUCUGAAGAGAUCAUAGCAGCAGCUGAGCUAGCAAAUUUGAAUGACUUUGUUAACAAACUACCUGAGGGAUUGCAAACUAUGGUUGGGGAGCAUGGGAUUCAGCUUUCUGGUGGUCAAAAACAGAGAGUAGCCAUAGCUAGAGCAAUCCUAAAGGACCCAAAAAUCUUGCUUUUCGACGAGGCAACAAGUGCACUGGAUGCUAACACUGAGAGAAAUGUUGUAAAGGCUCUCGAAGAAAUGAAGGUAAAUCGAACAACAGUUGUUGUGGCUCACCGGUUGAGCACUAUCAGAAAUGCAGAUAUGAUUGCAGUCUUUCACCAUGGACGGAUUGUCGAACAAGGGAAGCACUCGGAAUUGCUCGAGAAUCCCGAGGGAGUUUAUUCAACCCUGGUAUCAUCCCAAGAAGUUCUGCAUGAUGUUGUGAAGCAAACCAGCAAAUAUGAUUCUGAAAUUUGCAUAAGUUCCAAUGUAGAUCGACCGGAUUCAACCGGAACGAAAAGCACGGCUAGUUUUUUAGACUCAAAUUCGAUCGACACACAAAUGGUGAGUCCUUACAGCAUCAAUUCAUCUGAAAAAUUGCAAGAGAUUAAAGAAGUUUCAAUCUUCCGAAUUGCUCGACUUAACAAGCCCGAGCAGCUUAUACUAGUAGCAGCAACCGGAUUCGCUGUCGUUUCUGGUACAAUCUUGCCAUUUUUCGCCUUGGUGAUGUCCAGUGUCAUCGGUGCAUUUUAUGAAUCACCACAUAAACUGAGAAAAGAUUCGAAAUUCGGGGCUCUGAUGCUGUUCAUCAUAGGAGUGAUAGCUCUCAUUUCUACUUUGCUGAGGUCAUUUUUAUUCGGAGUGGCUGGGAAUAGGCUGAUACGACGUAUUAGGCUCAAAUGCUUCGAGAAGGUCGUUAAUAUGGAAAUAGGUUGGUUCGAUAAGCCGGAGAACUCUAGUGGAGCAAUCGGUUCGCGCCUAUCUACAGAUGCAGCCAUGAUCCGAGCUUUAGUUGGCGAUAACCUCUCGCAGCUUGUUCAGCAAGCGGCGUCGAUUGCCGUUGGAUUGGCGAUAGCUUUCCAUGCUAGUUGGGAGUUGUCGUUAGUCGCCUUUGCAAUAAUACCUAUUAUAGGAUUCAAUGCACACAUACAAAUGAAGGCCAUGAAAGGAUUUAGCAGAAAUGCAAAGGUUAGGUACGAAGAAGUGAGUCAAGUUGCUAACAACGCCGUUAGUAACAUAAGAACAGUGGCAUCCUUCUGUGCCCAAGAUAGGAUUCUUAAUGUGUUUACAGAGAAAUGUCGAAGGCCAAUUGCAGAUGGGAUUAAGCAGGGAGUGAUCAACGCCGCUGGUUUUGGUUUAUCGAUGUGCUUUUUGUAUAUGAUCCAUGCUGCGAUCUUCUAUGCAGGAGCUAUGUUUGUUCAGGGAAGAAGAACUACUGCCUUGGAUGUUUUUCGAGUUUAUUAUGCUGUAAAUAUGGGAGCAUUGGCUCUAUCUUCCUCGAGCUCAUUCACCACAGAUUCAAGCAAAGCAAAAGCUGCAGCUGCCUCUGUAUUUGCAAUUCUUGAGAGCAGAUCAAAAAUAGAUCCUAGCGACGAUUCAGGAAUGGUUCCGACAUGUUUUGAUGGAGAAAUUGAGCUCAAACAUGUCUUUUUCAGUUAUCCAACUAGGCCAGACAUUCAAGUUUUGCAAGAUCUUUCCUUAACAAUUUGCGCCGGCGAGAUUGUAGCUCUAGUUGGGGAGAGUGGGAGUGGGAAAUCGACUGUGAUUUCAUUACUACAAAGAUUCUACGACCCAAAUUCGGGUGUUAUUACAAUGGAUGGAGUUGAGAUACAAAAGCUCCAAGUGAAAUGGCUAAGGCAACAAAUGGGGCUUGUGAGCCAAGAGCCUAUCUUGUUCAACGACACUAUCCGAGCCAACAUUGCUAGCGGAAAGGGAGAAAAUACAACUGAGGCGGAAGUCGUAGCCGCGGCAAAGUCAGCUAAUGCACAUGAAUUCAUUAGCACCUUGCAGCAGGGAUACGACACAAUAGUAGGGGAACGUGGGAUUCAGCUAUCGGGGGGACAAAAGCAAAGAGUGGCCAUUGCACGGGCUCUCGUGAAGAACCCGAAGAUACUUCUCCUAGACGAGGCCACAAGUUCAUUAGACGCCGAGUCUGAGAAAAUAGUUCAACAAGCAUUGGACAAGGUGAUGAAGGAUAAGACAACCAUUGUAGUCGCACAUCGGUUGUCGACAAUUAAGAAUGCGAAUACAAUAGUAGUCCUUAGAAAUGGGAUUGUCGUGGAGAAAGGGUGCCACGAGGCUUUGAUGGGGAUGGACGGCGUCUAUUCAUCUUUAGUGAGACUUCCUCACACGACUACUUUAUCAUAAUCGAUCAUGUAUGACAAACAAGACCAAUUGAAACGUGGAGAGGAUUUGAACCCACAAACCGACCCAACAUUACACUACUAGGCCUUCCCAUGUGGGAUAUAAUCAUUAAUUAUGUUUCAUUUAUGGACAUUGCAAUCUAUUGUAUUUCUAAUGAUAAGUAGUGGAAUCAAGUCUCUUACUAAUUUUUCAAA